CCCCUACUUUGUAGCCUAAACUGGACUGUAAUUCACUAUGUACUCCAGACUGGACUUGAAUUUACUGCAAUCUCUGCCUCAAUGCUGGGGUCACAUACUUGAGCCACUGAGACUUAGGGCUUGUUUCUUUCCACCAAUGUCCCGGAAAGGGAUUUCGCUUGCCAGGAAGUUUUGUCUGAGAGUUUCAGAGACUCAGCAAUGGCUCCAGGGUGACUUCUUGGAUCCUCCACGUUUCCAGAUCCUACUGAAGAGAGGCGGACCAGGCUGGGGACAUGGACCUAUCAGCUGGACUCCCUGUGCUGCUGGUGCUGCUGGUGUGGUCCACGGCCCCGCAGGCGGCGCGGGCACCCCGGUCACAUUCUCUGUACUACCUCUUCAUGGGUGCCUCAGAGACAGAACUCGGGCUGCCUUUGUUUGAGGCUAUGGGCUACGUGGAUGACCAGCUCUUCGUGUCCUACAAUCAUGAGAGUCGCCGUGCUGAGCCCCGGGCCCCGUGGAUCUUGGAUCAGACCUCAAGCCAGCUAUGGCUUCAGCUGAGUCAGAGCCUGAAAGGGUGGGACCACAUGUUCAUUGUGGACUUCUGGAAUAUCAUGGAUAACUAUAACCACAGUAAGGUCACUAAGCUGGGAGUGAUGCCGGAGUCCCACAUCCUGCAGGUGAUCCUGGGUUGUGAGGUGCAUGAAGACAACAGUACCAGCGGCAUCUGGAAGUAUGGGUAUGAUGGGCAAGACCACCUUGAAUUCUGCCCCAAAACACUGGACUGGAGAGCAGCAGAGCCAGGGGCUUGGACCACCAAGGUGGAGUGGGAAGAGCACAAGGUCCGGGCCAGGCAGAACAAGGACUACUUGGAGAGGGACUGUCCUGAGCAACUGAAACAGUUCCUGCAGCUGGGGAGAGGGCUUCUGAGGCAGCAAGUGCCUCCUUUGGUGAAGGUGACUCAUCAUUGGGCUCCUGCAGGGACCUCUCUGAGGUGCCAGGCUCUGAACUUCUUCCCUCAGAACAUCACUAUGAAGUGGCUGAAGGACAACCAGCCACUGGAUGCCAAGGAUGUCAACCCUGUGGAUGUGCUGCCUAAUGGGGAUGGGACCUAUCAGGCCCAGAUGACCUUGGCUGUGGCCCCUGGUGAUGAGACAAGUUUCACCUGUCAAGUGGAACACCCAGGCUUGGAUCAGCCCCUCACUGCCAUCUGGGAGCCCUUGCCAUCUCAGUCCCUGAUUAUUGGAGCCAUCAGUGGGAUCAUCAUUUGUGUCAUCUUCUUUGUUGCGAUUUUGUUCCUGAUCUUAAGGAAAAAGAAGGCUUCAGAAGAAACCAUGGGUGACUAUGUCUUAGCAGAGUGUUAAUGACCUGCAGCCUACCGAUCCAUGGAAGGGAGGAGACUCAGCUAAAGACUUGGAGGAAGCACACUUGCUUCAUUCUAGGACAGACUUGGACCUAAUACACAGAAAGUGCCUGAGGUACUCUGUUUGUAGCUCUCCCUGUUCAAUUUCUUAAGAUGCUUCCCCCCAGUCAAGUCUUUUGAGUUCCUGAACAACACUGACUGCUCCAGAUGCAACCCCUCCCUCCAGAACUGGUCUCAUGAAUCUCCAGAUGCUUCUACAGGCAUUCUUCAUUUCCUCCGUCCAUCUAGACUCCACAUGUCUACUUCUUAAAAAGGCUGUCUACAUUUUGAGGAUACACGAUUCAUUUUCAUAUCUGAAGAAGCCAUGAAUCUUCAUCCUGGGAUGCACACACGUAGGUGUGCCAGAAUUUUGCACACAUAUCCUAGAAUCCAGAAACCACUCAACUGUCUUUUGAGCCUCUCCAUCUGUUAUCUAGUGAUUCCUAUGUCACCAAACUCUGACUUUUCUGACAUUGGAGUGUUAUAUGGGUUAUCAAUACAACCUGAGGAGACACUCUCUGAGAAAAUACAGAUGUCUGUGUGAAUAA
Messenger RNA from Phodopus roborovskii (desert hamster), 1926 nucleotides. RefSeq names its product homeostatic iron regulator (gene Hfe). The transcript has 6 exons. Gene Ontology annotation, biological process: response to iron ion starvation; regulation of iron ion transport; antigen processing and presentation of endogenous peptide antigen via MHC class I via ER pathway, TAP-independent. Lineage: Eukaryota; Metazoa; Chordata; Mammalia; Rodentia; Cricetidae. Gene Ontology annotation, cellular component: external side of plasma membrane. Gene Ontology annotation, molecular function: transferrin receptor binding. The coding region runs from base 273 to 1340 and encodes 355 amino acids. The record is from RefSeq and is a predicted model, not a curated record.